UCAAACAACCUAUCAGCAGUAGGAUUCAAUUAACCUUAGAGGAGAAGGUGCAGGAGGAGAAUGGCGUCCCCUGUAAAACAAGCAAAAAUACAAGUAAAGGAUGAUGAUACAAUUUUUGGCUACAUUCAUCAUGUAAGCGAUUGCAAAGUGUCUUCGGUGAAGAGAAUCAAACUUUUCAAUGCAGUGUUACAGACGAAUAGAGAAGAUUUUAAAAAUAUGGCAGUGUUCGCGCCUGAAAUGCAUACUGCAUUUAUGCAGGCGGAAAAAAACCGAAGCCCCGUGAAAGUGAAGAAUUUCACUAAACGGAUUAGUGCACAAGGUGAAGGCUUCGAAGUCUAUUGUGGUAAAGACACCCAGGUGUUUGUAGUGGAAAGGCUGCCAUUUUCCUUCAAAGAGCCGCCUGAGAAGGCAGUUGUAAGUAUAAACGAAGUGAAGGCAAUGGCACCUAAACAACAGGUACGUGCUGUUGUGGGCCGUGUGGUUCAUGUAAGUGAUGUCACAGAAACUGUUGAAUGCAGGGGCACAUGUAUGGAGACACAGGCCUGUUACAUUGAGGAUUCUGGUGGAAACAUCAAGCUUCAGCUCUGGGAUAAACUGAUUGGGAGGGUUGUUGUCGGGCAAACCUACAAGUGGUCGAAUCUUAGCACCAGGAUGUUUGGUGGCAAACUGUAUGUGACAACCACACGCCACAGCGAAAUUGAAUUAAUGGAUCCUUUGCCUGGCUUGAAAAAGGAAAUCGACUUCCAUAUUGACGAAGGUGAGGUAAAAAUAAGUGAGGGCAAGAUCACGUCUGUCGAGGUUGUGGUGUCCAGACGCUGUUGCAGAUGUCAAGCAUGGCAAGAGGAGUUUGAGGCGAAGGCCAAAUUUCAUAGAUGUGUACGUUGCAAAAGAUUGCAAAUUUUGCAGAUGUAUGAAUCUACAGUCAGUGCUUCUCUGACACUAUCUGGAAAAGCUGAGGAAGAAUUGAUGGUGCCAAAUACAGUUGUCAAAAGAUAUUUGGAGAAGGAAAACCUUUUUCAUCUUCUAGAUGAGGCACAAGACUUUGAAGAACAUCUAAUGACAGAAACACUGUUUAGAAUUUCCGUCCAGAAUAAUGCUGUCAUUAAGAUGGAAAAAGUACCUGAAAGACGUGUGAUGGAAGACAUGCAGCCAGAUGCAGAACAGAACCAAAUGGAGGAUGUACAGGAGGUUUCUAUGGAGGGUGUUGAUGUUGAAUCUCAACAGGGUGUAAGCAUAGUAGAAGGAAAGGAUCUAGAGGAACAUGUAGUGGAGGGUGAAGUGGAACUAAGUACAGUACCUGCAGUGCUUCCAACAGGCUUGGAUUCAGUACAGUAUGGAGAGGAAGACUGGAAUUUGGAUCUUUUGCAAGAUGAAGAAAGUCAUGUUGCUGUAGUGCAUACUUUAGAAGGAAAGGAUCUAGAGGAACAUGUAGUGGAGGGUGAAGUGGAACUAAGUACAGUACCUGCAGUGCUUCCAACAGGUGUGCAUCCUGAACAGCUGGACAGCUGUCAUGGUGAAAAUUCAGUGGAGGAUCAUGUCAAAAGUCGUGUGAAAAAUCGAGUGAAAAAUCGAGUGAAAAAUCCAGGGAAAAAUUAGUAAAGCCUGGAUCAAGAGAUGUGCAGGAGUUGAGCAUGGCUUAUUUAAGAAGAUUUAAAGUUGUUGUUGUUUUUGUAGUUUUGCCAUUUUAAGUUCUUGUUUUUAUAAAUGUUAAGUUAAAGGGUUAAUAUUAUUGUUAAAUUUAAAUUAUACCUGUUUUUGCAUGUGUGUUUUAUAAGUGUUAAUGGUGCAAUGGAUAUGUGUAGUUUUGGAAGUUUGACAAGUUUAAAUAAAGUAAUUGUUCAAAAAUCAAAA
Megalobrama amblycephala (Wuchang bream) is the source of this 1851-nucleotide messenger RNA. RefSeq lists its product as uncharacterized. The record is from RefSeq and is a predicted model, not a curated record. NCBI's taxonomy places the organism in Eukaryota, Metazoa, Chordata, Actinopteri, Cypriniformes, Xenocyprididae. Bases 61 to 1596 code for a protein of 511 amino acids. The transcript is spliced from 9 exons.